Anopheles marshallii is the source of this 372-nucleotide messenger RNA. RefSeq names its product SOSS complex subunit C homolog. Gene Ontology annotation, cellular component: SOSS complex; nucleus. The record is from RefSeq and is a predicted model, not a curated record. Gene Ontology annotation, biological process: DNA repair. NCBI's taxonomy places the organism in Eukaryota, Metazoa, Arthropoda, Insecta, Diptera, Culicidae. The transcript has 3 exons. The coding region runs from base 1 to 372 and encodes 123 amino acids.
AUGGCUUUUCCGUCAUCUACUAACCAGGACGUCACGAAAAAGAUACUGGAAGACAUCCAGAUGAAAAAACAAUUGCUACAGAAAGGGGUCAAUUCGCAUUCGCCCGGCUUUGGCAACCUGUACAACACGUCCCUCGGUUUCGGUAGCCUGUACACGCCUUCGCCAUUGUUUCAAUUACCGAAGUACACGGCCACCGGCGGGCAGCCGAACGAUAGCAAUCAAAGCAUCUCGAAGGGCGCCUGGAGCCAGGCAAUCAAUCAAUCGUUUGGCUUUUUCGUACCGCAGGACUCCCUGUUUGGAAAUAAUAUUCUCCCGGUACUGCCACGCUACGACAAUCCUUCGAUCCAUUACACUAGUACCCCGAAAUUUUGA